Molecule: messenger RNA, 870 nt
Organism: Closterium sp. NIES-67
Lineage: Eukaryota; Viridiplantae; Streptophyta; Zygnematophyceae; Desmidiales; Closteriaceae
Source: the annotation of a GenBank genome assembly
CCUCCCACCCCCUUCUCCAAGCACUACAUCUUUCCCAGUUCAAGGAGUGACAUUUCGAAUCAGCUCGUUUGCAGCUUUGAGAUUUCCGUAAUCUAACUAUCUUGGCCUACGUCCAUGGCGGGUGAAGUCGUUGACGGCGAGACGCCUCUGAAAGUCGUGACCUUCAAGUCUCUCCACCCUAUUCUUUCCAUUGAUCCUCCGAGAGCUGGCGAAGCCGUUGCGUGGUAUAAGGAUGUCUUUGGCUUUGAGGAGGUUGCGAAGAUCUAUGGCAAGAGGAAGGCUGGUCAGGAUGACCCUCUGAUUGAUCACGCGCAUCUCAAGCUCGGCGAGGUGGAAAUCAAGCUUGCAGAUGAUACUGGUCAUGGUGCCUCCGUUGAGGGUGGCAAGAGGCCGCCUUCUGCAUUGAAGGGAACCACAUUUACCAUUCAGGUCGAGUGCAGUGAUCCGGAUGCAAUUUUUGCUAAGGCUAUCGCCAAAGGCGCGAAGGCCAGCCUUGAAGUGUCCGACCAGGACUGGGGUCGUCGUUAUGGCAAGUUCAUCGACCCUUUCGGUUUUGAGUGGGGUUUGUUGAAGCCUCUUGAGGUUGAGGAAGAGAAAAAGGUUGAGGCCGAAAAUGGGGAGAAGGCAGCUGAGCCAGAAGCUCCUAAAGAAGCUGCUAAAGAAUGACUGCUAGACUGAUCUCUAAUAUGAUCGGGCUUUCUGAAGAACCCUCAACAGCGCUGACGACGGAUGCGCAUUGACUUUCAUUGUCAUAGGUGAUGACACUGCGUGGUUAUUGACUGUGUUCCAUGUUUUUUCAUGAGAGCUGUUUUGUACAUGGACUAUAUGGGCGUUGUGAAAUCUGAGCUGUGGCGUUCCUCCUACUCAUAA